AUGGCCUCUGCCACGGGGAUCCCUGAUGAGUGCCCCACAGCUAUUAGCAGCUCCAGUAAUGAACAGGAGCCUUUGCUGGGCCGUCCAGGGGACGUCAGUCAGAAGGAAGACCAGGCUCUGGUCACUAAUCUAAUUACAGGUACGGCAACUAUUGCCCAGGCGGGUAUCUGGAUUCUCGCUGCGCUCGUCUGGAACGCUAUCUUCUCCCAAGACCUCAUAUUCUUCUCCCCCCAUCCAACCGGCGUCCUCCUAACCACCCAAGCCAUCCUCCUUCUCCAGCCAACCCACACCGCCUCUCAAAAACGAUCCGGCACCCUAGCCCACUGGGGCCUUAUCGUCCUCGCAAAUCUCUGCUUCAUCAGCGGCCUCGUCAUCAUCGAGAUAAGCAAAGCCGCACACCCAGAAUACCGCUUCACCUCCAUCCACGGCAUCCUAGGACUGGUAACCUACAUCCUCAUCUUCCUGCAGGCAUCCGUCGGCGUCGCGCAGUAUUUUUUCCCUGUUGCUGUCUUUGGCAGUGUGGAUAAUGGUAAGAAGAUCUACAAGUAUCAUCGUGUCAGCGGGUAUGUGGUGUUGCUGUUGGAGCUAGCGACGGUUGCGGCUGCGACGCAGACGGCUUAUAAUAAGGCUGCCUUGCAUGUUAAAUUGUGGGCUGUGUUGGUGGCGGCAGUCCUGGUGAUUGGAGGGGUUGGGGCGAGGAUUAAGAAGCAAAAGAUGAAGAUCUUUUGA
Paracoccidioides lutzii Pb01 is the source of this 729-nucleotide messenger RNA. RefSeq lists its product as hypothetical. The transcript has 4 exons. Gene Ontology annotation, molecular function: transmembrane monodehydroascorbate reductase activity. Bases 1 to 729 code for a protein of 242 amino acids. The record is from RefSeq and is a predicted model, not a curated record.